This is a messenger RNA of Postia placenta MAD-698-R-SB12, 852 nucleotides long. RefSeq lists its product as hypothetical. The record is from RefSeq and is a predicted model, not a curated record. The coding region runs from base 1 to 852 and encodes 283 amino acids. The transcript has a single exon. NCBI's taxonomy places the organism in Eukaryota, Fungi, Basidiomycota, Agaricomycetes, Polyporales, Adustoporiaceae.
AUGGAACCUCUUCGACCUCGAAGCACUCGCUCGCUCUCCCUUCCUGAUUCAAUCGCUGCCAACCGCCCUCGCGCCUCGUCUAGUAUGGGCAUAUAUACCAUGCAGUACCCUGGCACAGCUAUACACCCCUUCUACGUCAUAGCCCAUCCGAGAACGUACGAAAUAGCAUCGGCACUGGUCGACCCCGCUCACGCUGCCAGCUCUCCCGGCACACUGUCGAAUGUCUCGACGUGCUCAGACGCCACUCUGUCUGUGUACACGCCUUCCCCUUCCCCAUACGCGGCCACGUCCUCGGUGGGCAGCGACAAUGGCGCGAGCGACAAAGAAUUUACGUGCUCUCUGUUUCCAAGAGAUCGACCCUCGGCCACCACAACUCGCAAGAACCGCAGUGUCCCUUACCAUCCCUCUCGCCCGUCAUCAUCCAGUCUCAUCUCCGUGUCCUCGCCAUCGACUUCUCAGACGCGCAGAUCCAAGGCACGGCGCUCGCCCAUUCGCGUCCGCAGACGCAACGUCCAAAUUGGACUCGGCGCCGCCAUACCAGAACCACGGGCUACGCAUGUGCCUAAAUUGGUCCAGUGCACGGUCGAAGGGUGCGGGAAGGUGCUGACGAAAGGCGCGAUGAGGAGGCACAAGAAGACCCACAGAAAGCAGGAGAAGUGGAGGUGCUGUGGAAUCCCGGUCGAGAUGGCGUUCGGGUUGAGCUCAGAUCGACGGAUGACCGGUGGUUGCGCGAAGGUGUUCAGUCGGAAGGACGCGUUGGAGCGCCAUCUGAAGAACCCAAAUAAUCCUUGUAUUGGUGAUGUGGAACGCGCGGAGCUGCUGGGAUGGUUUGAGGACGCGAGCAAGGAGUGA